This is a messenger RNA of Penicillium longicatenatum, 3933 nucleotides long. RefSeq lists its product as uncharacterized. Lineage: Eukaryota; Fungi; Ascomycota; Eurotiomycetes; Eurotiales; Aspergillaceae. Bases 1 to 3933 code for a protein of 1310 amino acids. The record is from RefSeq and is a predicted model, not a curated record. The transcript has a single exon.
AUGCUCCCAAACCGACAGAGACCGCAGCCCAAUCUGCAGGUUCCAGUCCCGACCUUCCCUCUCUCAUCACCCAUCACUGAGGAAGUAGAAGCUUCCUCAUGCUCAUCUGCCGAGGACCAUGGGUUGGAACGGAGUCGGCCGUUUGAUUUCCUAGUCAAAUCCACUAGACAAAAAGUCGAGAAGUCACAAAAAGAGGGAAGCCGAUCCCCAAAGAUCCCAAACUUGCAUCGAUUCCACGGAGAAAGCUCAAGGCUGAGCAUGAGUGGGAUUGUGAAGAAAAAGAAAGCCGCCAAACCAGCCGGCCUCAACCUGGUCACGAACUUUUCGCUUUCAGCACCAUCACCUAAAAAGCAACCCGACAAUAACGCUACGGCUCCAUUUGUGGACUUGAAUGACCUGAAACAACUAUCUAAGGCCCGGGAGAAAGAACGCUCAGUACAAAAAGACAAGACAAAGAGCACCUCGAGAAGAGCCUCUCGGGUUGGUCAGCGUCUGGACCCAAAUGAGUCCCACCAUGGAGACUUCUUUCUCAACCAAAGCUCCGAGAACUCAUUCAUCGAUCGGACAGAUUCGGGGCUAUCGCCCUCUGACCGCAAUGUUAUGAUCGGUCUGACAGUCCCAUACCACGAGUCCUCGGAUCGAUCAAGAGAGCUCGACAGUGCCGGUGACCAGCCCCUCACACCCUCGAUAAUCGUUACUCCUGCCUGCGAAGAAGCAUUUUGGUCUGCAGAUACACCCAGUCCAGAAGGCCUACGACCUCGAGCAACAUCUAGCGUCUACUCCCAGCCCACUCCACGUCUCAAUGAUAUCCCUCCGGUUCCAGCCAUACCAGAGGAGCAUUCUUUGUCCAAAAAGCAAACUGAGGAGUCUGAUUAUCUGAAUGCUCAUUUUGUUGCUAUGACACGGAAGCGUCAAUCUCUUUCGGCUGGUACCAUCUUUCAGAGUGAAAUCGACAGCCCGGAAGCAGAACGCCCUCGAACAAUAAUCGAUGACAAUGAUCAGAGCCCUUUGAACCGGCUGAGUGUAAAUACGGAAGCAAGUCGUCCACAGUCCCAAGGAUGGUGGAAUGUACUGCUCUCGCCAUUACUCGGUCGUUCAAAUACACUCUCUAGUAAGAAGUCUCCACUCAGCCCGAGAUUUCCUCAAGCGAGUCCAUCUAUGCCGGGAACAUCGCAAGCAGGUAAGGAAAAGGAGAUUUCCUGCUUCUCGCCCGAUACACCGGAGACCGCCGUGACGAACCAGUGGCAAGAAAGAAACAGAAGUCUCGAGCAAUCUCGCUCUAUCGAUAACAUGGACGUAGUUCCACCGGUGCCGAAUAGACAAAAUGCCAUGUCGAUGAUGUUCCCUGGAUCCCGAGUCCAGGGUGAAGCAGCCGAAUAUUACCAGGCUUGUGCCCAUGAAUUGUUUAGCAAGGCUCCAUACUUUGAUUGUUUCAACCAUGUGUGCUCGAUUACGCCGCCGGAUGUCAUUACCAGUCAGCCAGGUAUCGGGGCCGCCGUCACGGGUGAUCGAGGGCUAGCUUUGACGGAAGCUGAGAUCCAACAUAUUCAACCUGAGAUCAAGGAUGCCGAAGCUGUGACUGGUGCUCGUGGGUUGCUGAUCGACGUGGACACACCUUCUUCGGAGGCUAUGAAGAAUUCCGAGUGUGCUAAAUGCUCCCAUUUGCGGGUUUCAACAAGUAGCACUGAUUCUUGGGCCUCCACUGCUGUUGAUACUGUUAUGGGUGAUAAUGAGAAGCAUGCACCUGAUUUGCCACAGACUAAUGCCAAAGAAUUGGUCGUUGAACCUCCAAUUAAGCCUAUGAGCCAAGAGCCCGCUCAUAUUUCCGCUCAACCUUCAGUUACAGAGCCGGCUCCCAUACCAGCAGCUUUCUUCCCACCAGAACCCGCUCCAACCCCAGCUCCAGCGCCUUUUGUGCCUCCAGAGCCUUUGGUGAGAGAGGUAGAACAAGCCCCAGCACCGUAUUUCCCAGCACCGGCUCCAACACCCCGGCCCGAGAUGCCAUUGCCAGCUCCAGCGCCUUACUACCCACCCGAACCUCCGGUUCAGGCUCCACCUCCGCAGAUUAUCAACAAUUAUCAUUAUGGUGCAGCGCCUUCCGAGAUCCCCCCCCAAGCUCCAGUCAUAGUUGAGAGAGCCAUGCCUCAUUAUAUUCCUGUAUAUCCCUCAAACAACCCCUUCCUUGCUCCACAGGAACAGCAACGGCCUCAACCCGGAACACCAGAGUGGUCAAGAGCACCUCCAGCUCCCCAGUCAUAUUCCCAAGAGCCCCCUCAGGAGGCAGAUAUCACGAAGAUGCCUGAGGAAUUUCAGGAUGCGCCACGAGAUGCACCAAAAGAAGAUGCAAGGACUCUUGAACAUCUCGCUCCGCCAGAGCAACGUGGGACACUUCAGGCAUCAGAGCCUAUUUCUCCUGGCUUUCAGCGUGCUGCGGGGGGACCUGGAUCAAUCCCAAUGUCUGAUGUUAACGCUCCAGCACCAGCGUAUGCCCAACACCACAGAGAUGCCCCUCUUCCGGAGCGUAAUGACUUCUACCCAGCUCCGGAGGCACAUUCAAUGAACCCCACAGGAGAAGUAGGCCCUGGUGAGGCUCGCCGCCGCAGACUACAACGCGAAGAUGCUGCUGGGAAGAAGAUUGGCGGUCUCUGGCGAGGACGGGGCUGUUUUAGCAACAAGGGCUGCUUCGGACGCCCCGGACGUGAAGGUCGUCUUCGCCGAAGAUGGUAUCUGUUCAUCUGCUUGUUCUUCCUCGUCAUUGUGAUUGUCGCAAUUUCUUUGGCGACUACAUUGACGAGGAAGAGUGAUGAGACUCAGGUUCAGUCAAAGUGGGUUAAUCUGACGAAUUACCCGCCCAUCGAAACUGGUAUCAUGACGAUUGCUGGAACAGAGCCCCAGGUUCAGAAUUCGGGGUGUAUCAACAUUGAAGCUAUGUGGAGCUGCGCCCUUCCUAAGGGUACCCAGCAGACUGAGAAUAAACCUUAUGCUGCAGAUAACCCCACGUUUCGGUUUGAAAUUCGCUACCGUAAUGGGACUUCUAAUAGCACAACGAGCAGUUCCAACUCAACAACUACCAAGCGUGACGUUUGGACGGCUGAUCCAUCUCCUCCGAGUGUCGCGGACCAAACCUUUCUUGGAAAUACAACCGAUGGAAACGCUCAGCCUUAUGAUGGCGAAGAGACGCCUUUCUACCUUUCUGUCCUGUCAGCCGUCCACCUAUCAUCAACGAAUAUCUUCCGCCGCAGCACCAAUAUAUCAUCCAUUAUUCCUGCACCAGACGAGGAUUCAGAUGGCACUGCGGCAGCAGCAGUACUAUACCCACUUCCUUCGUCACAACCUGUCCGCCUCUAUAACCGCGGUGAAACAUCAGAACACUACGGCUUUUAUACCUACUUUGACAAGUCCAUCUUCCUUCAGACAAGAGCACCUCUCAACAACAGCAAAACAGACUACAAUCCCGAAGACCAAAACGGUGGCGUGACCAAAGCAAACGCCCAGGUCCGGUGCACUUGGUCGCAAACUCGCUUCCUUGUCCAGAUCUGGACUAAUCCAUCAGGCAUGGGCUAUUCUCUCAAUAGCGAAAGCAGUACAACCGCUACUGCCGCGGCAUCAGCUACUUCCACUUCCGUCACGGCUACUUCGUCGUCAUCAGCCACGGAUUAUACUCGUCCCGGUUCGUUCCCGUACCCUGUUACCGUUACUUUGGAUCGACACGGUGGCGAUGACGAUAAAAAGAGGCUGUAUUGUUAUGGCAUCGAAGAGGACGGUCAUUACAAUAUGACGGACAAGAAGUUCCAGGUUGAGGAUCGGGCUGUUGGAGGUACUUUGGUCAAUCCUGCUUUUGGUUCUUCUACGCCCUCUUCGGCUUACGGAGGUAUUGAUGGUGGGACGGGUGGUUGUGAAUGUCAGUGGAUGAAUUGGAUAUCUAAGUCAUAG